GGCCGUGUGUGAGGGCGCCCGUCUCCCGCGCUUCGGGCGCGGCAGCUGAGGCGGGGAGGGGACGGGAAGGGGCGGCCGGCGUGUCCCGCCGUGUCGGGGAGCCCCGGGUCGGCUCUGCCGAGCUCCUGAGAGGGAGCGGCCGCUCCGGGCUCGGCUCCGCUCCGCCCGGCUCCCGGCGCGGCGCUCGUCCCCUCAGGGGAGCGGCGCCGCCGUCCCCGCUGCCCGCUCCAGCGGCCGUUGCGGCUCGAGGAGGAGCCGCUGCCCGUCCCGCAGACCCCUCGCCUGGGAGCCCGCCAGGCUUAAGUAGCCAAAGAUGAGUCGUGGAUUUUCAGAAAAUAACAACUUCCCAUAUGACAACAAUCAAAUGGUUUUGGAUAUGAUCCUGUGUUCCCUAAUUGGCGUUCCUCAGCCUAUCAACUGGGACAGUGUGGCAAGGCUGGUUCCAGGAUAUACAUCUAAAGAGUGUGCAAAAAGGUUUGAUGAACUAAAAAGCAGUGGAAGUUCACCUGUUGACAACCAGUAUAAUCCCCUGAUGGCUGCUGGUGCGAGUCCUGUGGAAACUUUAGCUACGUACAUCAAAUCUUCCUUGCUCGAUACACAGACAGAGUUUCAGGAGCCUGCUAUUGGGCAGGAUUCCAUUACUAUAACUGGAAGGUCCAGCACAACCUCCACAAGGAAUUGUUCUUCAGAAUCUGAGAAAGGUCCUGUGCAUAAAGUUGGAGAAAGCACUGACGAAAGCCAGGGGCCAAAUAUGGUGAUCCAUGUGUGCGAUGAAGCAAAAAACCUCAAAGAAGAUUUUGUGUGUCCUCGAGACCUUUUGAUUUCAGAAAUGAAAUACUUUGCUGAAUAUCUGUCAGUGGAUGCCCAGCGCUGGGAAGAGGUGGACAUUUCGGUGCACUGCGACGUUCACAUCUUUGACUGGUUGAUAAGAUAUGUUAAAAGGAACACCAAAGAUUCUGAAGCUAAUGAAAUGCCCACUUUAGAACCAUCAAAUGUCAUAUCAAUUCUUAUUUCUUCUGAGUUUUUGAAGAUGGAUUCAUUAGUAGAAAAGUGUAUUCAUUAUUGUCACAAAAACAUGAACGCUAUUGUAGCCACGCCGUGUAACAUGAAUUGUAUCAAUGCUAAUCUUGUCACUCACAUUGCUGAUCUUUUCACACACAAUGAAGUGGAAGAGUUGAAGGACAAAAGGGACAAAUUUAAGAGUAAACUUUUCUGCAAGAAGAUUGAGAGGCUGUUUGAUCCAGACUACCUAAAUCCAGAUUCUCGAGGAAAUGCAGCAACAUUAUACAGGUAUGGUCUUUUUCUAUUACUACUUCAGUCGCAAGGACAGUCCCUGUGUUUCAAAGUCCUGCUCUUACUCCAGUACUGCCUUUUUCUUCUUUUUUUUUUUUUCCAAAUAUCUAGGUGUUGUUUAUGUAAAAAGCUGCUAACUAAAGAAACUGAAAGAAGAAUUCCUUGUGUACCAGGAAAAAUCAACAUAGAUCAACAUGGGAAUAUUGUCUAUGUUCAUAUAAGAGACAAAACCUGGGAAGUUCACGAGUAUUUAAUUGGCCUUCAUGAGGAAUUGAAAUCUUGGCGGGAUGUUUAUUGGCGUCUUUGGGGGACCGUCAAUUGGUUGACCUGCUCAAGAUGUAACCAAUCUUUCCUGUGUACUGAAUUUUCCCAUUGCCAGUACCAUUCGCAGCCAGUUCUUUAUCCAGGUGUAGCAAGUGCUCUGGGCUCGACUGGGACAGGAGUAUAUCCCUGUUGUAACCAAAAAGUACUUCGAUUUGAUCCUACAACCCUCCCAAAGGGCUGCAAAGUGAGGGAUCACGUGGUUGAUUUACCUUCAGGAAAUGAAGACGGGGAUGCUUUGCCAUCUCAAACUACUAAAAUAUUGAAUGAUCUGCUUCAUCACAGAGAUGUUAUUGUUGUUCCUUUCACUAAGGAUGAGAAUAGUGAUUCCGGUAUUGGGCUCUGUGAUGAAAAAGGCAUUGAAUGUGAUGUGCUUGUAGAACCAAAUACGCCGUGGGGUCCCAAAACUGGAGAAAUCAAUGCUUUUCUUUCUCUGAAGAACUGGACUUUACAGCUGAAACAGCAGUCAUUGUUAUCUGAAGAGGAGGAGUACACCACUGGCUCAGAGGUCACUGAAGAUGAAGUGGGGGAUGAAGAAGAAGUAUGCAGGAAACCAGCUGGGAGAAAGGAGAAAUUGAAGAAAUCCUACAAGCACCCAAAGAAAGUUGUUUCUUCACCUAGUGUCCAGAAAAAGGAGAAGCCAUCUGACAAGUCAAGUUCCCGAGAUGCAUCUCCAUUCAUUGUGAGUAUGCAGCAGAACAAAUGGGAUGCCUCCAGGUCACUAAGAUUCAACCAAGAUGCUCAAAGAGAAGACGAUCAGAGAAGAAUGUCUGAGAUUACAGGGCACUUAAUAAAAAUGAGACUGGGAGACCUUGAUCGAGUCAAGUCGAAAGACAGCAAAGAAUAUGCAGGAGGCAUUUAUUCUAGACUUGAAGCUCAGAUAAAGGCCUCAGCACAGGCCAGUGCACGACAAAACAACGCUGAGAAGAAUGCCAGGUCAAAAUCCCGUUUUGGUCAAGGCCGUCCAACAUAAGGACUCAUGAAAAAACUUUAGCCAGAACAUAUUACUGCUUCCUGAGACUGUACUGCACUCUGACGUAUGGAGAAUGCACAUCUCUGAAAGCUUUCCAGUUGACUUAUUUAUUACUUUAAGCCUUGUAAAUUAUUUUGUGCGAUAAAUGAUUGCAAAUCCAAUAAGGUCUGUACUUAUUUUAAUUGUAAAUAUACGAUUUCUUAAAUUUAAUUGCUUUUUUUUAGGCUAUUAUGUUAAGUUGCAUAGAAAAUAUUUUAUGAAUCUACAAAGUUAAAUUAUCAGACUAACUUUAUUUAUGGGGGAAGACAUAAAUAUGCCUUUUAGUAUGCUAGAAUACUGAAAAGGAAAAAGCAAGACUACUGAAUUCUGAAUACAGUCAGCAGCAUUAACACAAGUCGCCUAGAGUAUUUAUAUUGUGCAGUAUUUGAUAGUACAUUUUAGGUCAGUCUUCUGGGGAUUUGCAUUUAAAGUCCGUGAUGAUACCUGUGACUUAGACUAGCUUAAUUAAUGCAGUUCUGAGGCUUCCUUCUGCACAUCACACAACUCCCAUUGGUGUGAAGGUGGGCAGCAGGUAGAGACUAGACCUCCAAAGAUUAUAUAAAUGCCACGAUGGUGCAGUAUUGCAUCUUGCAUGUGAAACACUUGCUUUACUUGUGUGUGAAAUUAAUACUCAUUCCCAUUCCACAUCUGACUCCUCUUGCACAAUACGCUAUUUUGUUCCCUUCUAAUAUCCAGACCUUAGGGUGCGAAGCAGUUCUGUCUCUUAAUGAUGCUGUGCCACUUAAUUUCUGAGCAGAUAUGCUGUAAUUCUGCAUCUAUUAACAGAGAUGAAUCAUUAUGAAGAAUUGUGCAUGUACAUCUUUUGGGUCUAGUUACUUUCUGAAACCUGCCUGCAUAACAGUUUAGAAGUCAGAUGCACUUUCAAGUUCUGUAUUUGGAGCAAUAGAAUACAAGUUUGUCUACAUAUAAAAUCCAGGGCUACCAAAACGAAAUAACUUGCCUAGAAAAUAUGUCACAUAUUAGCAAAGAAAAUGGCAAUAAUGGCAAUAAUAAUGGCUGAAUUCAAGUAAACAUGUUCUGACUUUUUGAAACAGGUAGAAAGCGCGCUCAGGGAAAGCUUAUUCCAGACCACGGCUGUACAAUAAAUUGUGAGUUUGGGAUUAAGUCAGCAAGAUCCUGGGUAGGAGGGUGGGGUGGGGUAAGGAGAGGGAGAUCAUUGUUUAAAUGCGCUCUUCUCUCCAUUCAGGCUUUUUUUGUUUGUCUUGUUUCUCGAGGAUUUUCAAUAGGCUUUAGAAAACUAGGAUAGCAAUACUUGAAAAGACUGCAUUCAAGGUGGAACACUUUUAUUGAAACAAUUAAAAAUGAAUGUUGUCUACUGUGUGUUUUGUCUGAUGCUGUAGCAAAUUUGGAGGCCAAUGAAACCAACAGGCAAAACUGUGGAUUUCGAUGGCUUUGAUUUUGGGCAGGAGCGGUAACUUUGCAGGAGUGCUUUAAUCUGUAUCAAAUAAAUAAGGCUUUAUUAAUGCCUCGGGUCCGUUUGCGAUUAGUAAUGCAGUUUUAAGCACUUACAGUAAACACUGGAAGACUGCUUGUUGUUUGUUGAAAGAGGAAGUAUUAUAAAGUCCACCGUGUAUGAAAAUGCAGUAGAAGUAAGUGUUUUGCUACAAUUUUGUGACUUCUGCUAGAGGAUUGUUCCAAAUUCCCAUGGUAAACUUUGCUAUGGAAGUUGCAGGCUGCAUGUAUGUGUUUAGUUUUCAUAGCACUACUGACUAGAAGAAAAGGGAAAAUUCCGAUGGUUUUGUUCUGUGAGAAAGUGCCAGUUCUACGUGCCAGUAUUGUUUUGUUCAAAAAUAUUUUUGAGCAUAUAAAAAUAACGUACAUGAUAUGCAGUCUAUCUUUUUUUCCCCUUGCCAACCACCUUGAAUUUUUAUCUUGUAUUAAUUUUGAAAAUUUGUC
Molecule: messenger RNA, 4543 nt
Organism: Chroicocephalus ridibundus (black-headed gull)
Lineage: Eukaryota; Metazoa; Chordata; Aves; Charadriiformes; Laridae
Gene: SANBR
Product: SANT and BTB domain regulator of CSR
Exons: 20
Coding region: 314-2587 (757 amino acids)
Source: RefSeq, a predicted model, not a curated record